GUGUCCGAGAGAAACUCAGAAUCCCCAGUCACCCCAAUUCAGCGAGACAGUCAGAGCUUCCCAGACCCUCUCUGACUUUCUCGCCCUCAUUACUCUCCGAUUAUUCUCCGCCUCCUCUCUCCCAAAAUGAGCACCGUCAUCCAGGGUUUCACCAAGUCACUUGCCAUGACUGUGCUCUCCGAGAUCGGCGACAAGACCUUCUUCGCCGCCGCGAUCCUUGCGAUGCGCCAUCCCAGGAGACUCGUGUUGUCUGGUUGCCUAGGAGCUCUAAUUGUGAUGACUAUUCUUUCUGUUCUGGUUGGCUGGGCUGCUCCAAAUUUGCUCUCGCGGACAUGGACCCAUCACAUAACAACAGUGUUGUUCUUUGGGUUUGGCCUAUGGUCCUUAUGGGAUGCUUUUAAAGGAGAAGGGGGGGAUGAUGAAUUUGCAGAAGUUGAAGCGGAAUUGGAUGCCAAGGCAGGAUCCACCAAACAGAGUAGUAAGGAUGACGAUGAUUUGAAAAAGCAGAAUCGUUCAUUUAUCUUGCAAUUCUUCUCACCCAUUUUUUUAAAGGCCUUCUCUAUUACUUUUUUCGGUGAAUGGGGUGACAAGAGCCAGCUAGCUACUAUUGGUUUGGCUGCAGAUGAAAACCCAUUAGGUGUGGUUAUCGGUGGAAUCAUAGGACAAGCGUUGUGUACCACUGCUGCUGUCCUUGGUGGAAAGAGCUUGGCAUCUCAGAUAUCUGAGAAAAUUGUUGCAUUAUCAGGUGGAAUUCUUUUCAUUGUUUUCGGAAUUCAAUCCUUCCUUUCAACAGUUUAGGCGGGAUACUUAGCAUCUGAUUCAUGAUCUGGAUUGAAGGCUGACUCAUUGAAUUAACGAACCGUCAUCUACGCAUUGUGCAAGGGGUGUUUACGCUUACAAGGUUUGCAUCUUUUAUUAUACAGCAGAGCAAUGUACUAAUCAGAAAAGGAACUGAUUGAAAGAGUUAUUGUUUACAAGAUCAAGGCCAGUAUUGCACCCUGGCAAGGGUGGGAGCUAGACUAUUGUUGCAUGCAUGUUUGCUCGGACUAUGAAUUUAAACCAUUCGAUCUGCAAUUUCAUGUAUCAACUAUUCUUUGUCUCCUUUCCCUGUAUGAUUCAAAGAUACUACCUCGAUACGAAACUUUACAUUAUAAUGGAUAAUAUUGGCCGCUACGUAAUCUCUUACA
This is a messenger RNA of Fragaria vesca subsp. vesca, 1187 nucleotides long. Its product is annotated as GDT1-like protein 4-like. The transcript has 13 exons. The record is from RefSeq and is a predicted model, not a curated record. Gene Ontology annotation, molecular function: calcium ion transmembrane transporter activity; manganese ion transmembrane transporter activity. Gene Ontology annotation, biological process: manganese ion transmembrane transport; Golgi calcium ion homeostasis; calcium ion transmembrane transport. The coding region runs from base 127 to 798 and encodes 223 amino acids. NCBI's taxonomy places the organism in Eukaryota, Viridiplantae, Streptophyta, Magnoliopsida, Rosales, Rosaceae. Gene Ontology annotation, cellular component: Golgi apparatus.